This is a messenger RNA of Oncorhynchus keta (chum salmon), 3149 nucleotides long. RefSeq names its product tetratricopeptide repeat protein 16. NCBI's taxonomy places the organism in Eukaryota, Metazoa, Chordata, Actinopteri, Salmoniformes, Salmonidae. The coding region runs from base 531 to 2540 and encodes 669 amino acids. The transcript has 14 exons. Gene Ontology annotation, molecular function: protein binding. The record is from RefSeq and is a predicted model, not a curated record.
UUUGCACACAUGUAGUACAUGUGGCUUUGCCCACAUGCUUAAUUUGCUGAAACUGUAAACGACACAGAUAAACUAUUUGGCGUAUACCACGGGUAUGACAAAACAUGUAUUUGUAUUGCUCUAAUUACGUUGGUAACCAGCUUAUAAUAGCGAUAAGGAACCUCAUGGGUUUGUGAUAUAUGGCCAAUAUACCACACUCGUGCCUUAUUGCUUAAAAAUCCUCUAUCUAGCUCUGACAACAGGCACACUUCUCAUUUCAAGUAAUUGUUUUUUUUAUUGCCUAAAUGCCACGUGCGUCCACUCCAGUGUAUUUGUAACAACCUAACUAUUACGAAAUGUACAUUCGAUUAAAUCCGCCUCGUGUAGGAAAUUAGCAAAUAAUAAUUGUUGACCAAAUUCACUAUGAGGGGAUUCGAUUAAUCCGACCCGGGUGAAAAUUGAUUGUAAAUUCGCUUGGAACCGCGCCGUCUCCUGGGCGUGUGCCAGGAGCCCCGUUCAAAGACCACGGCAAAAUUGCCUCAAAACAAAAUAUGGACCAACAGGUGGACGACGACACGGUUUUGUUCCCCACUGCUGUGUCGGAGGAAGUGCUCGUGGAGGCGCGGCGUAAACAUGCCAUCUGCCGGCUCUUUGGGUCCAGCAGCAUUUUCCUAUCAUCUGAAAGCCGGAGAGGGGACCGGCCUGAUCUCGUUUACAUUUUAACAAACAAAGCCAUUGAACACUAUGAGAAUGGAGAAGAGGCAAUGGCAGAGUCCCAAUUUUCAAAGGCUGUGACAUUUUUCACCAAAGCUAUCCAUCUUCAGCCGAAACAGACCCAGCUCUAUGUGAGCCAGGCGGAGGCCUAUUUACAGUUAUGUGACUUCCAGUCUGCAGUCGUCAGCUACAGGCAUGCCUGCCUCCUGGAGCCUCAUACUAAGACCUUACACACACGUCUAGCCUUCAUCUAUUACCUACAGGGCCAAUGUUUGUAUGAUAAGGGCAUGUUCCUGGAUGCUCUGGAGUCGUUUGCCAAGGCUGCCGAGCUCAAGCCUAGCUGCAGGUCAUAUCACAUGAGGAGCCUGGCAUGUCUGACGGCCCUGGGCCGCUAUACUGACUGUCUGAGGCUGGUCAGUAACUGGCUGGAGGCAGACUCUCAGACCGCAGAUCUGUUCACCCUCAGAGCACGGCUCCACAAACAGCUCAACCAGGUAAAAAUGUGCUACCAUGAUCUGAGGUCCGCUUUGAUUCUCAGUCCGUCGUGCCCAGAGGCAGGUGCCCUGCUGGGCCAGCUAGAGGAGGCCAGUGAAAGGGCCAGGCAGCAGGCCGUCAGCAGGGCCUUGGCAGGGGAGCUCACAGAGGCCCUGUCCAAGAUCAACACAGCCCUAGAGCAUUGCCCUGAGACUGGGCGGCACUACCUCUUCAGGGGUAUUCUGUACCGCAGGCUGAAAGAGUUUACUGCUGCCAUUGAGGACUUGGUCCUGGCUGUGGAGCUGAGUGAGGCUGGAGAUGCGGGAGACCAGGGGUCGGAGCUGAGCGGACACACCCAGGAAGACUGGAGGGCCGUGCAGGGAGAGGCCCAGGUCCAGCUGGUGCUCACCUACAACGACUUUGCUGUGCAGUGCUUCUCCCGUAGCUUCUACACAGAGGCAGUCCUGCUGCUCAACAAGGCCAUCCAGGAGCAAAAGGAGGAGAGUGGCCUCUACAUCAACAGAGGAGAUUGUUUCUUCAAGCAGGAUGAGUGGGAGUUUGCCCUGGCUGACUACCAGCAGGCGAAGGAGAUCUCUCCUGAUGACCAGGUCAUUAGGAUCCGCCUCGCUGUCAUCCACAACACCCUGGGAACACACUGCUACCAGGACCGGAAGUACCAGGAGGCAGCUGACAAGUUCUCUGAGGCCAUCAAUUAUAACCCUGGAGUUAGCCGGUACUAUGAGAACCGAGCCAAAGCCCACAGUAAACUGCCCAACGUUGAGGGGGCCAAGCAGGAUGCCAUCAGUACCCUCAUCCUGGACCCCACUAAUGAUCAGGUGGUCCCUCUGCUGCUGAGUCUAUUCCCAGGCUGCUCCGUGUCAGAUAUUCUGUCCAGUGAAACGGCCAGGACGGUCAAAGCCCAGCUGAUGGACAGCAUCCAGGCCUGCAAACAAUCUACAUCCUCCGUGCUAAGGGCAGUUGCACAGGUCCAGAUGAAGCCUUAUCCUGGACUACAAAUAAGCUUUUUCAACAGAGAGUCUCAAUUAAUGUGCAGUGAGCUUGACAAGAUAACCCUGUCGCAUGACGCAGACAGCCAGUCUGACAGCCAAUCCUCAGAGGACCAGUUCGACCAGGGGGCGGAGCCUCUUAAAGCCCGUGUGGCCCCGCAGGAGGUAUACCAGCAGAUUGUCAGGAUCAACCAGCAGGUGAAGCGAGCAGUGCGAUUGGCCCUCGAAUGGCGGCAGCCUCUACAUUAUGACGGGCCCCAUCUGUCCCCCGGCUGCACAGUGGAACAGGAGCAAUCUGCACUGGGCUCAAAGGACAGGCCAUACCACUGGAGGAAGUUUGGGGGGUUUGGAGUGAAUUCCAAAUGAGCAGCAACACUAUGGCAUUUACUACUGUUCGUUUGACAUGGUGGAACUGUUGGUCCACUGUUGCUCUUCAGCCCUCUAAGCUUGAGUGUGGCCAUAGUAAUGUAGAGGUUGUGAUGGUACCAUAUUGUUCUUAAUCCAAUAGGUGUCAGUAGAGGCACAAUUUUCCAUAGUUCCACCUCACCUGUUUGGAUUUAUUUAAUUGAUCCAUUAAUCUAGAUUGUCAGGGCACAAUGAUUUUGUUAUGGUAUUUUCCUCAAGUGUUUGUAUUGUUUAUGUCCAUAGAUUAACAGGCAUAUGGAGACAUGUGAAGGGCUUAUGACAAAUCAAAUCAAAUGUUAUUUGUCACAUACACAUGGUUAGCAGAUGUUAAUGCGAGUGUAGCGAAAUUCAGUGAUAUGACAGACAUAAAGGAUGGAGAUACUGUACUGUAGCUCUAUUGUGUUGGUUCUAUAAGCUUGAGAAUUUAGUUGAAUGGUAAUACCAUUGUCUGUUUAGCUAUUCUUUUUUAACAGUAUACAGUAAACCUUUAUUUUUAACAGAUUGUUUUGUGUUGGAAAUUUGUCUGAAAAGGAUGUUUUGCCAAAUUAAAAGAUAUUUAUCCAGAUUAUA